Molecule: messenger RNA, 1929 nt
Organism: Staurois parvus
Lineage: Eukaryota; Metazoa; Chordata; Amphibia; Anura; Ranidae
Source: the annotation of a GenBank genome assembly
CAAGGUGAUUCAGCAGAAGAGAUUGACUUGAGUGUGGUGUACCAAGCGUCAGCGAAUGGUGAUGUCAACACAUUGACUGCAAUCAUCCGGGAAGAUCCUUCCAUUCUGGAGUACUGUGACAACGAAGGUUGCACACCACUGAUGCACGCUGUUUCUGGACGACAAGUCGAUACAGUGAAACUGCUGCUGAAAAUGGGAGCUAACAUAAAUACACAAGAUGCCUGUGGACGAACGAGUCUUUCACUUGCCACGUACCUGGGAUGGCUGGAAGGCUGUGUUAGUUUGCUCAGGAAUGGUGCCAAGCAGAACAUACCAGAUAAAAAUGGGAGACUUCCCCUGCAUGCGGCCACUGCUGAAGCUGAUGUCAGGCUUUUAUCUGUACUUCUGCAGCAAUCAACUUUAAGUGAGAUUAAUCAUCAGGACAAUGAGGGAAUGACGUCACUUCACUGGGCAGCAUUUCAUAACCGGCCACAGCAUGUACAGAUUCUGCUGCAGAAAGGGGCAGAUCCAACAUUGGUGGACAAAGAUUUCAAAACUGCUAUUCACUGGGCAGUUCAGAGUGGAAACAGAGUGCUGUGUUCUAUAAUACUCGAUCAUCAGCAGGGCCAAUCCACAAUCAACUAUGACGAUGAAAAUGGGAAGACGUGUAUGCACAUAGCAGCAGCUGCAGGAUACAGUGACAUUAUCUGUGAACUUGCCCGAAUCCCAGAGUGUAACUUACAGGCCCUUGAUGUGGAUGAUAGAACCCCUCUACACUGGGCUGCAGCAGCAGGAAAAGCAGACUGUGUACAGACUCUGUUGAAAUUGGGAGUGGAUAUUAACCCCAGAGACAUCAAUGAAAACACCCCUCUGACCUAUGCCAUGUACUGUGGGCACACUGCAUGCAUCAAACUGCUUUCUCAGGAGAACAGUAGACCAGACCCGUUCCAGCCAUUCAGCUCCCCAGGCUGUAAAGCCAUGAGGAAAGAAGGGCGUCUCACUGUGCUGAAUCAGAUAUUCUCAUGCAAGAAGAAGAAGGUGGAGCAGAAAGCACACCAGAAGGACAAACUCAGGUAUAACAGAGAAGAAACCUCAGAGGUUGAUGACAUCAUCACCACAUUUGACUGUAUAUUGGACACAAACUGCAAAGACCCUUCCGAUGAGAGGGUGACCUCAGUCAACUGCAAAAAAAGGACAGUGGAGUCACAGAAGUACCUGUUACCGGAAAGCAAGCAAAAUAGCAAAGGUCUUCCACCCAUAAGAACACAGAGUCUCCCCCCCAUAACUCUUGGAAACACUUUUUUGACCACAUCACAGACUACACCAGAUGUCCCACAAAGCAAUGCUUUUCAUUUUGCACACCGUUCUCAGAAAAGCAAGAGUGAGCAUGACUUGUUUGACCACAGAAUUAGUUCCCAGAAUUUGCAAGACAAUCCAUGGAAUAUAGCUGCUAACCAAAUCCUGCCCCAUAAAUCCUGGACUUCACCAGAUCCUGACAAGUUCAAGCAUCAUGCUUUGCUUAAAAAGCCAAACCAUAUAGACAGGCUAUGUCCACCUCAUCUUCCUCACAUGGAAAAUAUGCAUCCAGGUCACAACUCACCUCACCUCCCUCAAGAUAAGCCAAGAAUGAAAGAAUUUCGACUUGCGCGAAACAGCUUGGCUCCUCUACCGGAUCACUGUGUGAAGAAAAUCCAGUUACCAUCUGGGCAAGUCUGUCCAGGAGUCAAGAAGUCUAUGUCUUUGCCAACCAACUCUCUGCGGAUGGGAAACAACUUGUCUCCAUUAAUCAUCUCUAAAACUCAGAGUCACUCGCUCUAUUCCUUCUUGCCGGUCCUAAGAAGAGAACCGUUGAGGACAACCCGUGUCCUGCCUGCCAUUCCCAGUCAAAAGGGCCAAAAUGCAACAGAAAGCCUUAUGAGAUCUCCAAACAAGUCUGACACCAACGACUAG